GUAUAAGACAGACACCAAAGGCAACAUCGACAAGGCAAACUAAAACAUCCCCACAAACAUAAGAAUUUUCAACCAAGCAAAGAAAAGAAUUCAUAGCCUCUUCCUGUUCUUCAUUAUUUCUCUCUGUCUCUCUCUCUCUCUCUAUAUAUAUCUAUUGUCUCUUCCGUACUCAAACUUUGAAUAAUAAGGCAUCUGCUUCAUCUCCAUGGCAACUUUUUCAAGGAUUGUUUCCAUAACUCAUGUUUUUCUUCUAUUUUCUUUCACUUUCUCAGGAGUCAACUCUUUUGGAAUCAAUUAUGGGCAAGUUGCCGACAAUUUGCCUUCACCGGACAAGGUGCUCGAUCUCUUGAGCGCGGUUAAGCUCACAAAAGCAAGAAUUUAUGACACGAAUCCUCAAGUGUUAACAGCAUUUGCCAACUCCAACGUUGAGCUUAUUGUCACAAUCGAAAACGAAAUGUUGGCGGUUGUGACGAAUCCUCAACAAGCGCUUCAAUGGGUCAGCACCCACAUCAAGCCAUACGUUCCCGCCACAAAGAUCACCGGAAUCGCUGUGGGAAAUGAGCUCUUCACUGACGGUGACUCAUCGCUUCUACAAUACCUAGUUCCAGCCAUUGUGAGCAUCCAUGGUGCCCUAGUUCAAUUAGGCCUCGAUAAGUACAUGCAUGUUUCAACUCCAAGUUCUUUAGCAGUUCUUGAACAAUCAUUCCCUCCUUCAGCCGGUAGUUUCAAAAGCGAAGUCGCCGGCGUCAUGUCACAGCUUUUACAGUUCUUGUCUAGUACCAAGGCGCCAUUUUGGAUUAAUGCAUAUCCAUAUUUUGCAUACAAAGGUGACCCCAAUAGAAUUUCCUUGGACUAUGUGCUUUUUAAUCCUAAUGCAGGCAUGGUUGAUCCUUCCACAAAGCUACACUAUGACAACAUGCUUUACGCACAAGUAGACGCCGUCGUCUUUGCAAUGGCUAGAUUGGGUUACAAUGGGAUUGAAGUAAGGGUUUCAGAGACGGGGUGGCCAUCAAAAGGUGACGCGGAUGAAGUUGGUGCAUCUGUUCAAAAUGCGGCAGUUUAUAACAGGAAUUUGUUGAGAAGGCAAUUGGCGAAUGAAGGGACACCAUUGAGGCCCAAUAUGAGGCUUGAAGUUUACUUGUUUGCUUUGUUCAAUGAAGACAGGAAGCCUGGACCGACUUCAGAAAGAAAUUAUGGUCUCUAUCAGCCUGAUGGAACCAUGGCUUAUAAUGUGGGGAUCUCUGCCCUUUCAAGUUCUUCAUCAUCAACUUCCUCUGCCACCGUCUCUCUCACUUCUUCUGCAUCCAAGGCAGCAAACAGGGAAAAUCAAAGCUUGAUGAACUGGAUGUUUGUGUUUUUGCUGAGUUUCCAAGCUUUUAUGCGAAGACCAUAUUAAGGAAAUGGGAAUUUCAUGUAAAUAUUACUUUUUGGUAAGAAAAUUGAUAUGGGGUUUUACUUUUGGGUCUUUUUAAUGAAAGACCAAAAGGUAUCCAUCCAACCCCAUUUGCACAAGUUAAUAACCCAAACCUCAAAGUAUUGAUGCAUGAAAACCUUUAUUCACAGGCCAUAACCUCGAUGAUCUCAAAAUCUCACCACGAUUAUUCACAACAAAGAUUCAAUCCGGCGCUCGCUGUCUCAAAUCAGAAAAUGCAUGAGAGCUUGAUCAUGAGUUGACGAGAGCCAUAGCUUAGUUUUUCUAAUUAGAUUUUAUUGUUAAUUUCUCUCAUUUAUUUCUUCUGUCAUUCUAGGAAACUAUAUGUUUAUGUAAAAAAUGUAUUUAUUAAUCUAAUUAAAAAAGAGUACUACAAGGCUCACCUUAUUGGUCA
Molecule: messenger RNA, 1826 nt
Organism: Pistacia vera
Lineage: Eukaryota; Viridiplantae; Streptophyta; Magnoliopsida; Sapindales; Anacardiaceae
Product: glucan endo-1,3-beta-glucosidase 11-like
Exons: 3
Coding region: 206-1396 (396 amino acids)
Biological process (GO): carbohydrate metabolic process
Cellular component (GO): plasma membrane
Molecular function (GO): hydrolase activity, hydrolyzing O-glycosyl compounds
Source: RefSeq, a predicted model, not a curated record